GUUAAGCAAAUGGACAAAUAUAGUGGUUGCAAAAAUGAUCGUGGUGGACUUCCGAGGGUGAAACUAGUCGAAUCUCGAUAUAUGAUAAAAAGGUACGGAUCUUUAUUUAUGACUAUAUAAUUUUUUUUUCUUCACUGGUGCAAGAUAACAGCAUACCUUGCAUCGACUCAAACAUGUCUAAGGCAUCAAGAUACUCUGGAGAUGAUAUAUGGAAGAAUAACGUUGAGAAAAUCAACUCGGAGUUGUUCACAUUAACCUAUGGGUCGUUGGUUGCCCAAUUGUGUAGGGAUUUCAAUAAUAAUUAUCAUGAGGUGAAUAAUCAAUUAGAUAAAAUGGGAUAUAACAUUGGAUUAAGAUUAAUUGAAGAGUACUUGGCUAAAACCGGUACUCAAAGAUGUUCAUCAUUUAAAGAGACUUCAGAAAUGAUAUCGAAAAUUGGAUUCAAAAUCUUUCUUAAUAUCAUACCAACGGUUGAAAAUUGGUCAAACGAUGGGAAAUCAUUCUCUUUAAUCAUUUACGAUAAUCCUUUAGCUGAAUUUGUAGAACUACCAUUGUCAAAUGAUAACAAGAUCACUAAAGAGUUAUGGUAUUCUCAAAUAUUAUGUGGGAUUUUAAGAGGGUGUUUACAAAUGGUUCAACUUGACGUUGAUGCUUAUUUUUUGAAAGAUACUUUGAGAGGAGACGAUAAAACUGAACUCAGAGUUAAACUAAAUAAAUACUUAAAGGAUGAGGUCCCUGCUGGUGAAGAUUAAUUCUUAUAUAGAAAUAUAUAUCU
Molecule: messenger RNA, 775 nt
Organism: Hyphopichia burtonii NRRL Y-1933
Lineage: Eukaryota; Fungi; Ascomycota; Pichiomycetes; Serinales; Debaryomycetaceae
Product: TRAPP complex core subunit
Exons: 1
Coding region: 174-752 (192 amino acids)
Biological process (GO): endoplasmic reticulum to Golgi vesicle-mediated transport; intra-Golgi vesicle-mediated transport
Cellular component (GO): cis-Golgi network membrane; cytosol; TRAPP complex
Source: RefSeq, a predicted model, not a curated record